AUGCCAAAUAUAUUGGAAAGCUUUAGUAAGGGUUUGUUGAAAUUGAAAAAUGAAUUUAUGUAUCAAUUAGACAUUUUCGGUCAACUUCCAAGCUUUACAGUACUUAAUAGAAACAAAUAUACAUCUAACUUAGGAUUUAUAAUGUCAAUUUUAUUAGGAACACUAAUUGCAUAUUAUUUGAUUAUUGAAAUCCAAUAAAUGCUUUCAAAAUCAAAGCCAUCGAUAUAUUAAACAGAAAUCUAAGUUAUAGAGACAAAUGUAAAGUUAAUUAUUUUUUUUAGUCUUAUUAUCUCAAUAAUGAAAAUUUUACUUUAGCAAUAACAAUAGCCAACCGUUUUUCAGAACCUUUGAUAGGAAUAAAUAGAUACUUUAAUUUAAACGUGAGUCAAUGUACUAGAGAACGAGUAAAAAAUUAAUCAACAGGAAAUAUAACAGUGAACCUGAAGUAUAACUUAAUGGUAUUUAGAUGUGAUGAAAUGCCCUUAGAGCCAUGUAAUAUGUCACAUUUUACAACAGAUCUUUAAAGAGAAUACUUUAAGACUAUAAGAUUUGGAGCAGUUUAGUGUAUUAAUAGAGAUUAUUAAUAGAAAAAUCCUCCGGUAUUAAUAUAUUUUAUAAUUAAUUAAUUAGGUUUUAAAGGGUUAAUUUAAUGCAUUAGAAUUCAAAUAUUUAUAUAUAUAAUUCACAGUUUGCAAGAAUACUAGCACUUAUCAAGGUUGUGCACCAAAAGAAGAGAUAGAGGAUAUCUUAUAAGCAGGGCAUUAUAAUGUCUAUAAAAGCGAUUAUAUAUCCUAACUUGAUAAUCCUAGUGAACCAUAUAAAUAAAUUAUCACAAAUGAAUUCACAGGUUUUUCUCAUAGUACAUCCAAAACAAUUGUGUAACAGUAUAGAAUUUUAUAAACUACAACAGAUGAUGGGUUAAUAUGGGAUGUUGAAAAUAUUUAAUAAAAUAUUUAAUAAACAGAUUGGAGAGAAAUAUCAGACUUUUAUAAUUAACAAUAUUUAGUUCUCCAUAUUAUUAAGUUAGAAUUCAAAUAGACUAAUAAUAUUAGAACUUAUAUUAAAUUGUAAACAGUUUUAGGAAAACUUGGAGGGAUAUUGUAAAUUUUUAUUAUGGUUGUUACUAUACUAUCUAAACCUAUUAUUGACAAUUUAAUGAAGUUAGAAAUAGCAAAUUCUCUCUACAGAUUUUAUGGAGAAUCAGAAAAAUAAAGUUAACGUUUUACUUAAGUUUAAAUUAAUUAGACUGAAAGAGAAUUUUAAUCUGCAAAUAAUAAUUCGAAAGGUUUAAAUAGUGAUAUAAAUUAAAAGUUAAAUCAAUCUAUGUUUGAGACAUUUUUAAUAAUAUUUGGGUUUUAAAAAGAGAAACAUUAAUAAUUUAUGAAAGCAAGAAAAAAAAUCAUAAAAAAUUUAGAUAUAGUAACAAUCCUUAAAAAAUUAUAAGAGAUAGAUAUGUUAAAGAAGAUUUUAUUUUCUAAAGAGUAGAUAGAAAUAAUAAAGAAUCUACCACGGCCUUUGAUUGAUUAGAAAUCAUUAAUUUCUUAAAAACUUUUAGAUUGUGAAAUAGAUAAAGAGAAAGAUAAUCAAUCUAAUAUUUAAUCACCACUUUAAAGUUAAUAAAUAAGACUGAGUAAACCUCAUUUUUUUUCAAGAAUGAAUUCAGUUUUUUCAAGAGGUUAAAUUGAUAAUUAAUUACAAUAAUAUAUAGAUAAUUGCAAUGUAAUUUGAUAUAUAAAUUAAUAGGAUUCUUAAAAAAAUAAAGGAAAAUUUUAAAAUAGUUUAUUGAAAAGUCCUUCCUCACCUUUAUCAAAUAGUCAAUUAAUUAAAUCUGAUGAGAUCGAAGAACCUUCUCAAUUGAAACCAAAAUAAUGA
Molecule: messenger RNA, 1872 nt
Organism: Paramecium primaurelia
Lineage: Eukaryota; Ciliophora; Oligohymenophorea; Peniculida; Parameciidae
Source: the annotation of a GenBank genome assembly